AUGUCAUCAGUUUCAAAGCAAAAACGCAUGGCAAAAAAAGCUGCCAAGAGCGGCUCUGCUACCGCCACAAAGGCAACUGCUGAAAGUACCGUCAAUGGUACUGGAUCAGCAGAUAAAAAAAAUAAAAACUCUACUGCAGCAAGUGAUCUAUCUCUUGAUUCAUUAAAGAUCUCUGGCGAGAGGACCGCAAACGGUGUUUUAACAUCACAGCCAAUGGCAAAAGACAUCAAGAUCGAACAAUAUAGUUUGUCUUUCUUUGGUCGUGUGCUAAUUGAAAACGCCACAAUCGAACUUAAUUUUGGCAGACGCGGAAAGAGCACUUUUUUAGAAUCUUUGGCUGCAAGAGAGGUUCCAAUUCCGGAGCAUAUUGAUAUUUAUUUAUUAAAUCAAGAAGCGGACCCGUGUGAUCUCAACGCCAUCGAUUAUGUCAUUCAAGCUGCAAAGGAAGAGAUCACUCGUCUAGAAAAAGAAGUUGAAGACUUGUUGACAGAAAACGAUGAAGAUCCUAGAUUAGAAGAUCUUUAUGAUAGAAUUGCAGCUCUUGACGAGUCGACGUUUCAAGCUCGUGCCAGCACUUUACUUCAUGGUCUAGGUUUUUCACAAGCCAUGAUGGCCAAGAAAACUAGAGAUAUGUCUGGUGGAUGGAGAAUGAGAGUUGCUUUGGCAAAGGCCUUAUUUAUUAGGCCCACAUUAUUAUUAUUAGAUGAACCUAAAGUAAACCAGAUGAAAGCAUAUCACAAACAACAAGAUGAAAUCGCCCAUAUCAAGAAAUUCAUUGCUUCGGCUGGUACUUACGCAAAUUUGGUUAGGCAAGCCAAGAGUAAACAAAAGAUUAUAGACAAGAUGGAGGCUGCUGGAUUAGUUGAAAAGGUAGAGACUCCAUCAACAUUCAAGUUCAAAUUCGCAGAUGUUGAAAAACUUCCACCGCCUGUAUUACAGUUUGACCAAGUUUCUUUCUCCUAUAAUGGAAGAAGAAUUGCUCGACAUACAAACUUGAAAUUGGCUAAAUAUAGUCAGCAUAGUGCUGAUCAGCUUGAUAUGGAUUUGAGCCCUAUUCAAUAUAUGAGAAAGAAAUUUUCUCAUAUGAAUGGAGAUGUUGAUACAUCAUUGAUCAAAACCUUGAGUGACGGUUUAAAGACUCGAUUAGUUUUCGCAGAAUUGGUAUUGUCCACUCCCGAUAUUGUACUUAUGGAUGAACCUACUAACCAUUUGGAUAUGGAAAGUAUUGAUUCGUUAGCACGGGCUAUUCAAGAAUUUUCCGGAGGAGUAGUAUUAGUAUCUCAUGAUUUUCGUCUUAUAUCCCAAGUUGCGCAAGAUAUACGGUUAUGUAAGGAUAAAACUGUAGUACCAUUUAAAGGGUCUAUUGAAGAUUAUAAAAAGCAACUCCAACGAUCAAUAAAAGUUUGA
Racocetra fulgida is the source of this 1407-nucleotide messenger RNA. The record is from the annotation of a GenBank genome assembly. NCBI's taxonomy places the organism in Eukaryota, Fungi, Glomeromycota, Glomeromycetes, Diversisporales, Gigasporaceae.